Messenger RNA from Amoebophrya sp. A120, 6716 nucleotides. The record is from the annotation of a GenBank genome assembly. NCBI's taxonomy places the organism in Eukaryota, Dinophyceae, Syndiniales, Amoebophryaceae.
AGAAUUCGAUCCAACUACAACAAGAAAGCGAUGGAGUCUGUUAUGCAGCACCCGGUGGAGGAGAUGGCUCAUGCUCCGGUACUAGCAGGCUCUCCCAACGCUGUAGUGGAAGACGAUCGCCGAGGACAGCUUUUUCCCCUCCAGCCCGCCACCGACCUGGUCACCCCGGGGACGAAAACCACGACGACGACGACGAACACAGAAACGAGCACGGGAAUGUAUACUGGUAGCCACGCGCGGUUCCUGCCGAAUGGUUCGAGCUCAUCCUCUUCGUCAGUGAACAAAAGCCGCGCGGCCCCGCACAGCAGCGCUAGUACUUCGUUGAGUUUUUUGAAGAAGCAAAGAUCUUCGUCUAGCUCCACUUGGGGUCUUGAUGCGGUGCAGGACGCACCCGACCGGUUUUGGAAGGAGCACGCCGUCUUAGCCGCCUUGUACCAAACUGAAAAGUACUUGUGUUCCACCCCCAGAAGUGGGAAAUAGUUGUGUGAUGCAUACUGUUCAUCUUUUCCAAUGCAAAAAUCUGACUCUCCAUCUAUGCAUAAGAAAAUGACGUAUAUGAGUCGCGCUAAUCCAGGUUCUAGACGUCGCGCAAAGUAGCCUGUGCUGCGUCAUAUCGCCCGGCUGCGGCUUCUGGGGUUUUCUGCAAUGCGGAUUUUCGCUAUUCUGUAGCGAAAGCUACUACCUGUAGUGUAACAAGGCUAAUGCACGCAAUGUGCCACAACUGGAAGGCUUUGCAAUGCAAACAUUUUCUCAGAACAAGUGUGAUUCCUCAGGGGUGCUUGUUUUCUUGUUGAUACCUCGUCGACGGUAUUUGCGGCGGGCUUGUUUCACAUCACCCCCGCACUGCUCGCCAUCGCGUACCAAGAAAGGUGGCAUUUGGAUCCAAGAUCUUUAUCGCACGAAAAAAGUGUAGUUUCACGUUUGUUCUUCCGCAUGACAGGACGAUAAAUCUGCCUUCCGUGGCGGCAGGGGAAACACAAAAAAUGCAAAUAAACUCCCUCUCUUGUAUUGAUGUUCCCAAUUAGUAACAAGAUGACAAAAAGUUGCACGCCGCAAUACAACAUUGAGCCGCAUCUACAACUUCACAAGUUUGCGGGGAAACAAUUUUUUCGUGCGAUACUAUUGCGUGGUCGAGCAGUACGUGAAGGACGAAACAAAUUAUCCAGCGCAAAAAGUAUCGUACCCGUACAAAUUAUUGUGUAGAGAAACUGAGUUUAUUUUCCGUGUGGAAAUAACAUUUUAAUUUUGCAUGCAAUUGAAGCUAGUACGAGUUACAAGAACUUUUGCAAUGCAUACAGGCCGAGAAGGUGCAACGACAGCACUAGAGAACAGUGCUCAACAUCUUCCAGGAUCCGAUCAAAUCGUUGAUACCCACGCAGCUCCGACCUCUUCGGUUGAACACCAGCAGCUCUCCGCAGACGCGAUCCUGGACAUUGAUACGCCGAGGCUACGGCGGUACCGCGUGAUUCUGUUCCGAUGGUGGUUUGUUUUGGUGUUGGUCUGUGGCUUGCAAGCCGUUGCGGUUUAUGCGUUGCAAUUAUGUCAUGCGCUGGAUGAUGCGGGAGUUAGAGUUUGUCAGGCACAUAUUGCAUAUUCCGCGACGGCUGGGAUGCAGAACAUAGCAUCACAGGUUUUGUGAAGGCUGUGCAAUGCGUAUUUCCCGUGAUAAAUACCGUUUCAGGGGGCCAAAAAUCGGCUUCCUCUUAUGCCAUUCGCGCAAGACCGUCAUCUGCAGGACGCAUCACAAGUUGCAAUGAUCCAGAUCCAGACAUAUGUGCAACUCAUACGGUUUUCGUGUACAGCAUCCUGGUGCUGUGGGGCAGCGCACGAACGGCGACGAAGCAUCCGUUCCUCCCGGUGGUCAAGGAGCCAGAAGCGACGAGCGGGAGCGUGCACGAGCCAGUCGAGCUGAAAUUGGUAAACCACAACGAGUUCUUAUCCCGGGUAAAAACACCCCCGCCCCAUAGUUGUCAUGCAAUUCUGCAUGCCAAGAAAGUUUCUCAUGCGGAGCUCUAUGCGAAGCGUUUUCUUUUCGUCUUUUGGAAUUUGUGAUGCUAGGAUCAGCAUGCUAUGCUAGAUCUGUGAUGCUUCUGAACUAGCUAAAGAGGAUUACACUACGAGGACACACUUGUCAUGCCAAACAACGCAAGCCAGUUGAUUUGUCUAGCAGAUUUUCCAUCUUGACUCUGGUGUGGGGACGUUUUUAAUCAGGAUAGUUCUCCCACCGGCCCGCAAGCACGGGAGCCGGUGCCACUCCACCGAUUAGCAGCAGCCAGCCGCACGAGGAUACCGUCCGCCUUCACUUCGGCUUUUUUGACGCGAAGUUUUACAAACCCGAGGCGCAGAAGGUGUUUGGUUUCAACCGGAAGGGCGGCAACCUGUACUACUCGGUAUCCCGUUGCAAAAACGAAGCCCACCACGACCCCGAACUUUCUUGCGACACAAGUCAGAGAAGGUUUGGGAGGCGCACACGAUAUUAAAUUUCUAUCUGGUGAUGUAUUCAUGUAGUGCGGGUUCUUUUAGUACUUAGCCAGAAAAGCUAUCCUGGAUGACAAAGCCGUCGAUCGGCUUAUCGUGUGGUCGUGUACAUCAUUACUAGUGCCAGAAAACGACUAGGAAUUAUGUGUCCUCGUGUGGGGAUGCGCAUUGCAAAUUUUCCUGUAGAUGCCACUGCGCAUGACAACUCUGGGGCGGAGACGUUUUUACACAGGAUACCCAGAGCACGGCGAUCACGACCACCGUAUGGGCUCCUCUUCAGAUGGAACGAUCUCAACUGGGACAAUUGGUGAUACUGAAUACGGAUCUUUUUUGUAUAACACUCUGUGUCGUGAAGAUGUUUUUUCACCAUGACAUGACUUAUCUGACCACCUAAUUCACAUGGAGAUUGAAAUGCGUAUGAAACUUGUCAUGCAAAGCUCCAGCAAGCACAAGCAGACUCUGGUGUUUCCACCCAUUUUGCCAUAGUACAAGAAAUCUGCCGUCUACAUUGUUCCAGUUGAGGGUGUUCCAGCAGCUGACCGGGGUAUACACCACCACGAGAAUUUUUACUGUCUCACCUCGCACAUGCACGCCUCGAUGCCGACGACAGGAACCACUACGAGUGCAGCCCCCGCGGCUCCCGAUUCUAACAUCGAACUGAAAAAGUGCGAAAAGUUAUCCUGAGUAAAAGCGUCCCCAUACCAGAUUCAAGAUGGGAAAUCUGCUACACAAAUCAGCAAACUUUGUUUGUUUCGCAUGACAAGUUCGCCCUCGUUGUGUAAUCCUGUUGAGCUCGUUCAGCAGCAUCACAGAUCUAUCGCGUUUUGCUAUUUCUAGCAUCACAAAUCCCAAAACACAACUAGAAAAAGCUUCUCAUGGGGCUUCGCAUGAGAAACUUUUUUGGCAUGCAGAUUCAUUUGCAUGACAGCUCUGGGGUGGGGACGUUUUUAAUCAGGAUAAAAGUCGGAUCAGAAUCAACUCUUCGCGUUUGACGGAAGCAGUAAAAUGUUCCACCGAAUCGAGUUCGGCGGCUAUUCAAAGGAAAAAUCCCCCCUUCCGAUUUUGAAAACGCAUCCGUCUGAGAAUUUGUGAUGCAGAUUUGUGGCCCCAAAUCCUGUCUGUCUUGCAAGAAGGCAAAGCCAGAGAGUCCGCCGCAUUAUGCAGGCGGUCUGUGAUGCUGUUGGGCUUACCGCGUCAACCUCUGCCAUGCUGGUCGCCUACGUCGAAACCUGUCGACUCAGGCUUAGCAUAUGCGUGCAGUCCUCUCCAGCAAGACAGACCUGAUAUGCGUGCGCAAAUCCAGCAUCAGAAACUUCGUUUCGAUAUGGGGAAGGGGGAUUUUUCUCUUUGAUAGCGGCGUCAACGGGGGCGUCGUCGUGAAGGGGGCGGGCCUAUCAAAAGGAAAAAUCCCCCCUCCCCAUAUUGAAGAGGUAGGUUUUCGAAAAUUUGUGUUGCUGAUUUGAGGUCACAAAUCACGUUUGUGUUGCAAGAAGACAAGGGCAGCAGCUUCCGUCCCAUUAUGGAGGCGGUUUGUCAUGCUGUUGAGCCAACACCACGGACGCUUUUCAUGCUAUGCGCCUAAGUCAAUGCCUCUCUGCUCAGGCUUGAUAUGGGUCUGCAGUCCUCUCCAGCAAGACAGAUAUGAUUUGCGUACUCAAAUACAGCAACACGCAUUCCGCUUUCGAUAUGGGGAGCGAGGGGGGAUUUUUCCUCACAAUAGGGCCUGGCGCUCAGGGAAUUGACCGACGGGAACGGGACCGUGGUCAAGCAGGUUUUGGUCGCGGACACCAGCAUGAACCACCAGGUCAGGUUCCCGCAGGCGGAGGUAUGUUUUACUUGUUUUUGAGCAGAUUCAUUGCAGCAGAUGAACUACUGAACAACUACGAACGUGAAGAUCACUCACGGAGGGGCUUCAAUUGAAUAAGCUUUGUGAAAAACAUCAAAAGGUAGAAGAGUACGCCGACCCGGCCGCCAUCGGGUUCGGGCUUUACCUGCUUUUUUCGUCCUUCUUUACCUUCGCGCUCACCUGGCGGCUGCUCACUAUGCAUUGUUCUUGCAUCAAGUAGGUCUCAGUCUGGACGAUCACAGAAAAAGAGGAUACAAAAGGAACUUGUGAUGCAAAAAAAGUACUGUCAUGUUCAUGAUGCUCAUGCAUAUCUCAAGUGAUCCUAAUAGCAGAUACACCAGCAGCUCUACUAAUUUAUGGGUCUCACACACAAAUCUGCAGCUGGUCAGGGGCACGAAUACCACGUGACGGCACUGCUGUCGUGCGAAAAUUUGUCAUGCAGGAGCUUUGCCAUGUUCUAAAUCUAAUUCUAUCUUUCUUUAUGGGAAGAGCUGCUCCCGUCUUUGGUCUUACCGAUCAAAGCGCAUGAAGACUGGUGAGGAGAUUACAGCAGCCUUUUGUCUAGACCAUCCAGACGGAUCGACUUAUUCCUUUUCUGGAUACUGAUGCAAAAAAAGCAACUUCGCCUGUGGUUCCGGCAGCAAGGUGCCGGCUCGCCCGUGCGGUAUUGUGAAGAAAAAUCCUCCCUCUCCAUAUCAAAACGAAUUUUCUGAUGCCGGAUUUCCCUACACAAAUCAGAGCUGUCUUGCAGUAGGGGAUUGGAGGCGUAUGCCGUGCCUGAGUACAGAGCUUCUGACGUGGACGCUUAGCAUCACAAAUGUCUAUGCUGUAGCCCAAGCAGCAUCACAAACCGUCCGCAUAAUGCGGCGGAGACUUCAGAGUUGCCUUCUUGCAAGACAAGAGUGAUUGGUGACCUCAAAUCAGCAACGCAAAUUUUCGGGGACAUACCUUUUCAUGGGGAGGGGAGAUUUUUCCUCACAAUAUGCGGCCGCAGUUGACCUGGAAACAGCGGAAGGAGUACGAGCGGCGGAAAAGAAGUAUCAAUCUGCAAACCGCCCCUACCCCGGAAUAAUUAAAUUGGGAACAUGUUAUUUCAAUUGCAAGGUUUUCGUUUUGCAAGAAGAUGAAAACGGUGUUGAUUAUCUUGUUGUAUAGGCAGCCAGCAAGACACACAAGGGAAAACUUGUGUUGCAAAGCAGUUGAAUCGACGAAGAGCGGGGCUUGCGAUAUGUACGUUCUUGGAUCGGAAAGGAAAAAGACCCCGAGGCCGCUUCAUCACGCAGGCUGAGACCAUAAUUCUUGCAUAGUGAAACUUGCAUCAGAAGCAAUUCGCAUUUUCCGGGGCGGGGCACUUGUCAGUGCGAAAAGAAACGAGGCGAAAAAACACGGCGGGGUCGGGAUCGGGUUCGGCUUCGGCGGGCACAAAAUGAUCCAGGGGGGAUUCUCGAAGAUAUAAUAGCGAGAAGGGGCAGAUCAGAAAGAGAUUGAUGUUGAUCCUCAUCAGGCCGCUCUAUCGGGGAAGUUCUUGCGUGCGUCGAGGAAGUUGUGCACAAGAAGAGCUCCGGAAUGGUGUAGAGCCAGGUCUGUCUCGAAGCAUUUUCAGGGGGACCCGGGACAGACCAUAGCCAAGUGUUAAUGUUUUUUUACCACUUCUUGUUGUGCAAGAACGUUGAGCCGAACUCAUUUAUCAGGUCUACGGGUAGUACGCCCCCCAAUAGCGCCGGAAAAAAAUGUGUCUUAUGCACAACUUCUACUUCGAAGAUGAAGCUUCUAGAUCGGGGUCAUUUUUCCUUUUUGUUGACUCACCUGUAGGAUGCUCAUGAGUUAACAGGAGAUAACAAUGGGUGGCGCAAAAAAUAAAAGAACAGCACGGCUGAAAAGGUUUCGAAUAGUAAAAUAAUAAGCCCAAUUUUUAUACCCUGCAAGACUUUCCAUUUUUGCUGUACAAUGUAAGCAAAUUUUGAGUUGCUGACUUGCAAACGGACACUUCAGAUAAAAAGCAGAAACACGCGAUCGCAGGAACCGCACUCCUGCGACGACGCCCGUGUAGCGUGCUUGUACUAGUUUCGACAUAACGGUGGAAUGGCAGAUCUAUUGCUUUCUUGUUACCAAUGUAGUAGUACUCCGAGUAGUAGACGCAUUUGCAUUUCACGUCCCCUGGUCCGUUGCUAAAAAAAUCGAUCCGCGUAAGGAACAACAGAUCGCUGGAAUUCGCAGACACAGAGACAAAAUCCAGUUCAAAAAAGUCAUAGAUGAUCCAGAUGAAAAGGUCAACCAUUUCUUCAGCUGAGGAACAAAACGAUCCAGACGAUCGUUGAAGAUGCUGUGAACUUCAUAGGAAGGAAACAAGAACGCAUUUCUUUGUGAAGAAACAUGUGUGAAGAAAUCCGAG